Molecule: messenger RNA, 2626 nt
Organism: Drosophila pseudoobscura
Lineage: Eukaryota; Metazoa; Arthropoda; Insecta; Diptera; Drosophilidae
Gene: Dref
Product: DNA replication-related element factor
Exons: 4
Coding region: 160-2301 (713 amino acids)
Biological process (GO): regulation of transcription by RNA polymerase II
Cellular component (GO): nucleus
Molecular function (GO): DNA binding
Source: RefSeq, a predicted model, not a curated record
AUUUAAGUAAAGCAUUUGCCGUAGCUGCCGUGUCGCGUGGCAACUCUGUACUGUACUUCUGAUACAGAUAAAAAACUAUUGACUAUCUAUCUAUAAUCGAGAAAUUGCGCGCUUCUCGCAUUGGAAGUCAUAAUCAAAAUAAAUAAAACCGAAAUCAAGAUGAGUGACGAAGUCGCCGCGUCCCCCGCUGUAGUUAAUGAGCUCAAAUAUGAAGAUGUCUCGCAGCUCAACUUUUCCAAACUGUACUCGCCGAAAAUGAAGAGCGUCUACUGGCGCUAUUUUGGCUUUCCCUCCAACGACAACAACGAGGUAAUCACCAAGCAGAACGUGGUGUGCAUCAAGUGCCACAAAGUGCUGACCAACCACGGCAAUACGACCAACUUGCGGGCCCACUUGCAGCAUCGCCACAAGGAUCUUUUCAGGGACCUCUGCCAGGAACACGACAUCCAAGUGCCGCCGCGAAAAACGCCGCGCAACGUCGCCCAUCCGCCGCUCUCGAAGAGGAACGUCUCCACACGACGCGUGAAGUUAGAGUUUAUUAAUAAUCGCAAUCACGACAAUGCAUCGGACGACGAAAUGGACGAGGCCGCCGUAGCCACCGCCGCCAUGCAGGCCGAGGAGGAAUCAUCGUCUCAGACCCUACUGUACGAAACUAUGGUGCCGUUCACCUACGACGAAUCUGAUAAUGUGGUCGAGGAGGAGGAGCGCACGGUUAGUUUGGAGCCAAAGUUUCAGCGAAGGGUAGGUAAAGUUGGGCGCCCUCCGGGUGCUCUGCACCACAGUCGGCCCAUUAAGCACGAGGAUGGCGGCUACUCAUCGCCGAACAUAGCCAACUUGGCAGAGGCCUUGACCGACAUAGUCAUAAAGGAUUUGCGCAAUGUGGAGACGCUCUACGAUGUGGGUUUCAGCGAUUUUGUACGGCAGGCCAUGGGCAACGCUGCGUGCAUGCCCGAUCUGGAGAAGGUCGAUUCUCUCCUGAGCGAGAUGCAUGCCUCCAAGUUUUUGGAGAUCGGAGACAUUACACGAGAGUUCAGUGCCGAGAAACCCUUUUCGCUGGCCUUUGAGCGUUGGAUAAAUGUGGAGCAGCGUCGUUUCCUUACCAUCUACCACCACUAUCUCGACGAGGAGACCCAGUCCGUUCGCAGCGCCUUGUAUGCGACAGUCGAAUACAAUGAUUACAUCGUCUUUGACGAUCUGCUUACCGACUUCUACUUGACCAACUGCACCCUUGUAAUCGUCAAUUACGACGACGAAGAAGACUUUCUGUACAGCUACUUGAAGGAAAAGAAUAUUCCCGUUGUACUGUGCUAUGUCUCGGUUAUUGACAAAUGUUUGCUUCGAGUGUUUGACAUAGAGGAGGUGGCCACACUUCUGGAGCAGGUGAAGGACAUCAUCCAGCGGCAUUCGGCCGAGAUUAGCUCGAAGGUAUCGGAGCUGCCCUCGUACAAUGAGCAUUUCCCUUGGACCCUGUAUGAGAUGUUGAAGUUCUUUACCGAAUCCAUUUCGUGGUCCGAAGACAUGGAUCAACUAGUGAUGACGGCCAAAAUCGUGACAGAGGCGCUCAGCGCGUUGGUGAUUGCAUUGGACACAUUGCGGGGCGAGGAUAUUCCGCUAUGCAGCAUGCUGUCGCCCAUAACAUCAAAGAUACUGAUUAAGAAACUUGGCAUUGUUGAGCAGGACGAUUCCCUGAUGAUGAACAUAAAGCGCACCAUAGCUGGUGUGCUGCAGAGCUACGUUAUAUCGAACGACAAUCUGACCAGCGCUGCACUGCUCGAUCCCCGAUUCCAUCGGCUGACCACCAUUGAGAACCUGGACAGGUGUGUCCGUAUGCUGACCCAAAAAUACAACAAAACGUUCGGCGGAUCGAGCGGCGACCCAACAGAAGUGGCGGCUACUACCUCCGUGAACACUUCGCCAACGGUUACCAUCAAGGCAGAACCAAGAAACAGCUCUGCUGGCAGUAAUGCUAAGAAGUCGAAGCUGGAACUUUUGUUUGAUGUUGCCGAGAUUCCAAACCCACCCAAGCGGGAUGCCGACUGCACUGUGGAAACUGAUUUGAAACGUUACCGUAACGAGGUAAUCGUUCAGUUGGACGAGUCCCCCAUUGAGUGGUGGCUCAAAAUGGGACAUAUUUAUGCAACGCUGCGCGAUCUCGCCACCUUAUAUCAGAGUGUGCCCGGCGUGGUGACCCUAAGCUUCAAGAAGCCUUUGCGAGAGCAGAUUAAUGAUUUCAAUAAGCGUUCCAUGCUCACCGGAAACCAAAUCGACGCGAUAUUGUUUUUGCAUCAUCACAACAAUUAAUUACACAGCGGGAAUCGCUGGAUAAUGUAGCUUUUUUUUCGUAAUCGUAAUCGAAAGAAAAUGAAGAAUUCAGUGUUUCUUCUAAAUGUAGAAAUGAAGAAAUUGAAUAAUUCUGUUUCUACUAGAUGCAUAACGAAAUGCAUUAUUUUUAACUUUCCUUUUAAACCUAAAUUUAAUCUAAUCUGUGUGUAUAUGACUACGAUGGGCGCUGCCAAUUGGAAUUAUAAUUAAAUUGAAAAAUAAUGAAAACAAUGAAAAGCCGGACUUGGCCGUACGCUGGAGAAUCAGGCAUGUUGUGUGUACAUUUUGAACACGCCCCAAUAUA